GCCGUCGAGAACGAACGUGCCGCAGCGUCCCCUGCCCCCUCGAUCGUCUCGAUCCCGAGUACAGAGUCGACGUGUGCCGUUGUGCUCCGUGGAUGUUUUGUGGUUCUCAUGUGCUCACGGGACAUCGUCGUCCCGUCUAUUCGACCGUGUUCGGUAUCACAAAUACGAUCGCGAUACAUGGUGCUCGAGUGGUGAAGCUACGGACAGCUGACUGUCCAACCAGCCCGGCUACCGGCUUUUCGGGAAUUAUUGCGAACUCGGGAUGGACAAUCGCGGAUAUCCCGGCUUCAAGGACCCUUAAUUUCGGAUGUAAUUCCAAGUGCGAUCAGUGGCCCGCGAAUCGAAGGACAGUGCGCUGAACGGUAUUGCAAGCGGUGUACGAUAUGUGUCGCAGUUCAAGGGAAGUGUUCAGUCGUAACGAAAGGCCGGGGAUGUUGAAUUCGACGAGGUGAUUCCUCUGGCUGGGAAUGUCAUCCUGAAGGAAGCGAGGAAUCACAGAGACGAAAGAUGUGUUGCUCGGGUGGCCCUGGUGGCAUCAGAUUGACCAGGUGCGGUGUCGUUUGCGGGAUCGCGGCGCUGGCUGCCCUAAGCACGGCCCUUUUAGGCCCUGCAUGGCUCCACACCGAGGAGAAGUUGAAUCUUCCUUAUCUACCGCGUAGUUAUGCGAACGCCGUGAGUGUGCGGUUCAAGUUGGGCCUCUUCAGGGUCUGCCCGAAGAUCGUCAAGCCAGCGAAUUUUACAGCUCUUAUUUCUACGCCAGCCUGCACCUACGUGAGGUACAGCAGCUUAGAGGAUGUCAGGCCAUCGGAGUUAGGAUUCCCUCAGCUAGACUUCACCUCCACGGUGGUAUCGAAAAUAAGAAUUUCCGCGCCGUUUCAAGUAGCUGCAGCCGCGCUGGUCCUUGCCGCCACAAUCUCCGCUUUAAUUGGACAUUGUUAUUCGGACCAUAGAACACUCGUUGCUUGUGGAUUAUUCCUCCUCAGCGGUCUCUCGUUAGGCGGCGGACUGAUAGUCCUAGCGUCCGCGUUAUCGGACGCCUCGCUGGAAUUGCCCGGAAAGUAUAGUUUGCCUUCCACGUCCAGCAUGCAGACGGACGACAAUGGUCUGCCGCAGUACCACUACGGAUGGUGCCUGCAAUUGUCAGGAUUGGCUUUGAUCCUGGCCGAGGUGGCCGCUGUCUUGACGAUGUCCGGAUACAUGGCUCGAUUCUCCACCGUCGAAGAAAUGGUGAGAGUGAUGGUGCCAGGGGCAGAAAGGAAGCUGAGGGAGCAACGAGGCUUAAGUUCGGAGUACCUGGUGCGAGCUCACCAAAAGUCACCCGGCCCUCCGCAGACCAGAGGCUUCGGGCAGCCCACAAAAACUCCGCAAAGGGUGGUCGAAGAGGGCACAUCGCUGCUGUGUAAGUCCGCGCCGGACAUCUGCGCGUCGAACCCGCAGGCGAUCAGCUACGUCGACAAGGCGGACCUGUCGCACGUGUUACCGGCGUACCCAGACGCGAAGAACGCGGAUCCUGGUUACACGUUCACCGGCAAGUCGGAGGCAAGCGUGAUCGAUUCACGGCUGAGCGGUUUCGCUGACAAGGAGGGUUUGAUCGACUCGAGGAUCCUGUCGGACUCCCGGCAGAACAUGAUCGCCUUCACGGAGAGCAAGGAGCACACGGUGGGCCAGGAGCCGCGGUACACGGAGUUCGCGCCCAGGGCCACGGAGCAGACCGUGGUGGACUCGCGGCUGACCUUCACGGAGAAGGAGGGUCUCCUGGACUCGAGACUGUCGGGAUACGGCGAGAAGGGCGAGUCGCUGCUGGACACGCCGUUCGGUUACGACACGCGGUACAACACGUUGGCCGGCCAGACGGUGCCGAUCACCCUGAAGAACCAGAACACGUCGGUCUCGGCGAUCCAGUCGCAGUACAUCUACCAGAACUUCGGGACGAUACACUCCGGGAUCCUCAGGGUAUCGGAGCCGGGGACCAGCUCGAGCUCGAACUCCAGCCAGAGGAGCAUGACGCUGCAGAACCCGAAGCGGAAGUCGCAGAUCGCCCAGAACACCUUCAGCACGAUGGAAUGCGAGAAGAGGAAACGCGGAUCCGGUCUGGCGGGCAAGUCAGGGUUCUACACGGGCAGCGCCGUAUGACCACCACCACCUCCUCCGACCCCAAGGUAACUGGAAGAGGAAGAAACGCCGCUGUAACCUUGAGACAGAGGAGCCAGCGGCGUAACGUCUGAUCCGUCGGAGGAACGCGCGCCUAGCGCGCGACUAGCAGAAAACUCUGCUUUACCAGCUGCUGGACUACAGAGCUCUACCGGACCGACUACCGGACAACCAGUGACCGGUUGAUAACGGUUACCACGCGAUGGUAACUGGUACCGACCGUGGGUCAAGCGGUUCCCUGCAGGACAACUCUGUGCAGGACGACUGUAGUUUCUAAAGUGAACCGAUUCGUCAGGGGACAUCUUUGCUCGAUGAUUUCUCAGAGGGACUUGUACAUAGGUCAUUGCUGUCGACGUUGAGAAUAAGCUGUUCGUGUAAAGAGCUCGGUCGGGCGGAACCGAUUUUUCAGGUGUUCCGGAACGACGUGUCGCAUAGUUUAAGACUCGGCAUGUUAAUCGAUAAGAUAAGGACGAAAAGGAAUGUUGUGGUAGAGCGCAUAAAAGUUAGCUGUAGCGUUAAGUUAUUAUAGUAUCUUGGAUGGGUUACAUACCGUAGGCUCGAUUUUACCGGAAAGAAUUUGUACCUCCUACGUGUAACACCGUGAUCUACCCUUUGUCUGUGUAAAGAGACCGGCUCGGCAUUUCUUUGCGCGCCGACACGGAAAAAAUGCCGAUCCACCGAUCGAUCCUGUUCGUGGAAACCGUGAUCGUUGGAUCGGCCGGCUACGCCGUAGCCCACGAAACUCGCGCGACUCGCUGUUCAAUUUAUCCUCAAUUAAUCACGUAAUCGCGUCUCAGCUGCAUAACCAAUCGGACGGAUCUAUAAAGUCGAGGUGGAAUAACUAAUUAGUAGUCGAUAUGCUGUAAUGUACUCGGUGGUCGGUAUAAUUGCGAAUGAUCAAUGGGGCGUGAACACGUCUGACCAUUUUCGGGGAAAAGAAGGAAUGCCGCCGCAGAGCGGGAAUUCGAUCGGCCGUUCGACGAAUCGCGUCGGGGAUUUUACCGUAGCAAAACGUAAUCAUCGACGGAUGCACAGAUAAAUAAUAUGCCAGUCAGAAGCGAACGGGAUCAUAGUACAAAGUCAUUUUUAAAAACGUCACCGUCUGAAUCGUCGCGGUUCCACGGGCACGCGCGAUCGAUCAUCAAGUCGUCUCCUAUCGAUCACGAUCAACAGUAGCGGGCAAAAGAUUGAGACGGAACGAUGGCUUGUUAUUGCAUUGUUUGCGAUCGUAUUUCUUUAUUGCUGUUUCGGGCAACUUACAUUUGCACUGCGUCGCCAAUUGUGUAAACCUUUUGAAAGAAUCGGGCGAAUGAUAUAUAAUUAAUUAUACGAUUAAUUGCAAAUAU
Molecule: messenger RNA, 3497 nt
Organism: Megalopta genalis
Lineage: Eukaryota; Metazoa; Arthropoda; Insecta; Hymenoptera; Halictidae
Source: RefSeq, a predicted model, not a curated record